Molecule: messenger RNA, 483 nt
Organism: Zygotorulaspora mrakii
Lineage: Eukaryota; Fungi; Ascomycota; Saccharomycetes; Saccharomycetales; Saccharomycetaceae
Gene: RPL21A
Product: 60S ribosomal protein eL21
Exons: 2
Coding region: 1-483 (160 amino acids)
Biological process (GO): translation
Cellular component (GO): ribosome; cytosolic large ribosomal subunit
Molecular function (GO): structural constituent of ribosome
Source: RefSeq, a predicted model, not a curated record
AUGGGUAAAUCACAUGGUUAUAGAUCUCGUACUCGUUACAUGUUCCAACGUGACUUCAGGAAGCAUGGUACCAUUCCAUUGUCUACCUACUUGAAGGUCUACAAGGUUGGUGACAUUGUCGAUAUCAAAGCCAAUGGUUCUAUCCAAAAGGGUAUGCCUCACAAGGUUUACCAAGGUAAGACUGGUAUCGUUUACAACGUUACUAAGUCUUCCGUUGGUAUCAUUAUCAACAAAAUUGUUGGUAACAGAUACUUGGAAAAGAGAUUGAGUUUGAGAGUCGAACACGUCAAGCACUCCAAAUGUAGAGCUGAAUUUUUGCAAAGAGUCAAGGACAAUGCUGCUAGACGUGCUGAAGGUAAGGCCAAGGGUAUCGCUGUUCAAUUGAAAAGACAACCAGCUCAACCAAGAGAAGCUCACUCUGUCUCUACUGAAAACAACGUUCCUCAAACUUUGGCUCCAACUCCUUAUGAAACCUUCAUCUAA